CUGCGUACAGAGGGAGCCACAAUAGCUCACAACUGUCAACACAGAGAAUGUCGUAUUGGUUCCAUCGAAAUCCCUUAAAAGCAACUGCAAACCUUACGUUUGAGUUAAGGGGUGUUUCGACUGAUGAAAAAACAAGAAGAAUAUUUAAUGAAUUAAGACAAACAAGGAACAAAUUACUAGAGCUUCUACCUGAUCCAAACCAUGAUAAAAGUUCUAUUGACAAAGCAACAACAGAUUACUUCUCUCUGCUGUUGGGACUUAUACAACCCUUUGAUGAGGGAGAAAAUAAACUAAGAAAAGCUUUGAAAUUUAAAUGGACUAACAGUCUUCUUGGAAAUGUUACUCAAGAACAGUGGGACACAGCAUUUGAGGCUGCACAUAUGGCCAUUAAUGUUGCUUUAUGGUAUACAAAACAUGCUGCUAAAUUAGCUGCAAAAGAAACACCAGACAUGGAAGAAGCUAAAGAAGUCCACACCUGUCUACGUGUAGCUGCUGGUAUAUUUACAUAUGCCAAGGAUGAGUUAGUUGGUAAACUUGCUGGUAACAGUACUGAUAAUGCUGUGGAUACUGAAGGUCGUAUUAUGGAAGCCUAUAUAAACCAGUGUACUGCUGAAGCACAAGAAGUAACAAUAGCAAGGGCUAUAGAACUAAAACACCAGCCAAGUUUAAUAGCUGCUCUUGCUUAUGAGACUGCACAGAUGUACCAAAGAGCAGAUGACGCCCUGAACAGUUUAGACGAAAAGAUUGUGGGAAAGUGGAGAAAAUAUUUUCAACUAAAAUCAGCCUUUUAUACCUCUACAGCUUACAGUUAUAAUGGAGAAGCACUAUUAGCUGAAGAUAAAUGUGGGGAGGCAAUAAGAGGCCUUCAAGAGGGAUUGAAAUUAUAUCAGAAAGCAGAACAAUUAUGUAAGGAGUACGCAUCAGCAAAAGGGCUAGGAACAUUUGCCAGGCCCAUGAAUCAUUUUUUCUUUAGAAAGUUUGGACCAAUCUUAAAACGAACCUUAGAAAAGUGUGAAAGAGAAAAUGGCAUGAUAUACCAUCACAAAGUACCAUAUGAUCCACCACAGUUAGAAUUGAAAGCCACGUAUGGUUUAGUGUCCCCUGAGGAAUUUAAAAGCAUUGCCCUUAGUCCUUUAUGGACAAAAGAUGUGUAUGAAAAAAUGGAUGCUAAGAUGGCUCCCAAAGAAGAAAAUGAGAAAAAAGCAGAUAAAGAUAAGGACAAAAAGGAAUUACCACCAGUGAAGGAGAAGGAAACACCAAUGUCUGACAAAGAUCCUGGAACAUUUAGUGGAUGUUCGAUAUCAUAAAACAUUUUAUUGUUCAUUAAGUUGUUAAAGUCUUUUGAAUAUAUACUAUUUAGGCAACUAGCGAUGAACAAAAUUGAACAUGCCCUAGAAUUUACAAUCUGUUGUAGAUUAUUCAAUAUUGAACACAUAUAUUUUAUCUUUGAAUUAAUCACUCUUAUAAGAAUUAAUGUUAUGAUAUUUGAAGUAUUGCUAUUGUAUUGCACUUACUGAAGAACCCUUGAUAUUGAAUUAAAAAGUUUCUCAAGUCUAUUCUUAUAUACAGUCGAACCUCGUGUCGAACUCAGUUGUGUCGAAAACUCGGAUGAGUCGAAGUUAUUUCUCGGUCCCUGUAAAAUUCCCGUUUGAUUAAUGCAUAAUUACCUCUGAUGAGUCGAACUCCGUUGAUUCGAAUACUCGGUUCAGUCGAGUAAAUUUUAUAGUCCUGUUGAUGUAAAAUUAAUGUAAAUUGACCCCGAUGUCUCGAAGUUCAAAAGUAAGAAUUUUUGAAAAAUGGAGACCUUAUGAUAAAAAUUCAAAUCGAUAGUAUUUCUUAUGUUAUCUAAUCAUUUUCAAAAGAGAUUUAAGCUGAGUAUACAUACUUCUUUGUAUAACAGUUAAAAUGACAUGUUUAUGGUGACCGGUAAUUAACACCUUUGUUGAUCGUUCAAGCAGAACGUUAGUGUUGAACAUAUUUCAACGAAACGAAUUUAAAUGACCCAAGCCGAGAUUAAAUGAAUCGUUAGAAUUAAAACUCAUUAAUUACUAUAAAUAAAAGGAUUAAGACAAUUACAAUAAAUUCAUAAUAAUUUAAUGUAAAGGAGACGACCUCAUCAGAGACCGUUUAGAAUUUGUUUCAUUCCUGGAGUGAUUUCAUAAUUUAUAGUGACUGACCUUUUUAUUAAAUAUUUGUGUCGACUAUUGAUUUUAUUUGUUCAUAAUUUGUAUCUGUACCUGCGUGUUUGAUUAUGAAGGACACAAACUACGGAGAUUGAAUACACAAUCAUAAAGAGUCAUAUCCAAAAAAAACAUACUGUUCAAAGUAUCUAGUUUACACAAAUCUCAAACCAUAUUUCAUGCAUUCCAAAUUUAUGACGACACACUCUACCUCAGAUGAGUCUAAUACUUUGGUCCGGUCCCUUCCACUUCGACACAACGAGGUUCGACUGUAUCUCCAAAAUUUCAAAACUGUAAGAAUUAAUUAUAAUGAAGGUUAAUAAGAUUUGACAGGAAGAUAUAGGAUGUGAAAAGGCCAAGACAAGACCUUUGAUUUACUAAAGAAGGAAAUUCAUUAAAGUUAUAAUUACCUUUGAUAAAAGAAAGCAACAUUGUUGUAUAAUCUAUGAAUCAGUCUAAAUAAUAAGUGCUAAAGAAAUUGGCAAGCGACUAUUUUCACAAAAAAUCUUUUUGUUUAAAAUUUAUUGUAAGUUAUAUCAAAUUGUUCAUGACUUACCUGUGUUUUGCUUUAUUUUGGGGCAUUCAGUAAUAUUUUACAUGUAUGUAUUCUAAAAUUAGAUUAUAUGAAGAAAGGGGUAAUAUUUAGCUGGUCUAAAACUUUUUUUGUAUACUGUAUACUAGCAUAAUUUUUUGGUAAGUGAAUUUGACUUGGUCUGUAUUUUAAACCAUGAUUAUAUGGCUAUGCUUUGACAUAAAGGAAUAAGAUAAUUAUACCAUUCAUUUGUUUAUCUUUGUCAUAUGUCAAACUGUCAAUUGUUAUUCAUUUCUUAGGUAAAAAAUUUGUUAAUUCCCCCCUCCACAAUGGUUUGUAUCUCUUGCUAUUAUAGGAAGUUUUGUUAUCACGAGUCAUAGCAACACAUUAUUUUCCUAAUAAUUGUUUUAAGAGAAAAUAAACCUUAAGUAUAAUGUUCAUAAUUUAUAUAAGCACUGUAAAUAAAUUAUAAAGAAAAGUGGAGCACAUUAUUGAAAUAAUUUUUAGAGGAUAACUUUAACAUUGUUACUUCUGUUUGUUACUGUCUUGUUUGUUGGAGGAUAUUUAGAACAUUUGUAAAUAUGUAUAUGUAUAUAAGUAUUACUGUGUAAAUUAUAUUCCUGAGAUAGAAUUUCAAAAUUAUAUUUACUAUGUGUUAUUUAUUAUGUCUGCAACAAUUAUAUGUAUAGCAUAACAAAAAUUGCCAUAGAAAGUGAUUUCUUAAUGUUAAAAAGUCAACUGUAUAUUGUCUUAAACCCACAACAUAUGUUGUUGUCAGUAGCUUGCAUUUCAUAAUAAAUAUUUGGCAAAAAUUAUCAUUCUAUGCACCUAAACAAUUGACCUAUUACAAAUUACAUGUUUUUUCAAGAAUACUUUUAUUCUCUUCCAAAUGAAAUUACGCUGUUAUGCAAUAAGUACUCUUUACUUACAAUUUUUUGCUAUAUAUUUCAUAUAAAUUAAACUAUGUAUUUUUAAAAUGGUAUUGCGAAAUUACUUAUUGUUGGAGUUUAAUGAACUUGGUAUCAAUGUCAGCAGAAUUGUCACAGGUUUAUUUGUUGAUUACAUUUUUUAGAAGGGUUCUCAUUUAAUGAUAUUAUAAACAUAAGUUUUAUUAGGGCCCCGCCGAAUGGCGGGUCGCCCUAUAGUGAUCUGUCUGUCCAUCCGUAACAAAUUGUGUCCGCUCUAUAUCUAGAGAACCGUUAUGAUUUCAUACUUAAUACUUGACAUGUAUAUUAACCAACACCAUAAUGUUUGUACAACUUCCUAGGUCAAAGGUCAAGGUCAAAAACUUUGGUUUCAGUUACAACCCCAUGUCCUAUGGUAAAGAUCGUGUCCUUUCUAUAUCUUGAGAACCUUUAUGAUUUCAAAGUUUAUACUUGACAUGUAUAUUAACCAACACCAGAAGGUGUGUCAUAAUGAAUGUACAACUUCCUAGGUCAAAGGUCAAGGUCAAAAACUUUGGUUUCAGAUGACAACCCCAUGUCCAAUGGUAAAGAUACAAAUUUUUAGCACACAUUAUUCACAGCGGGGCCCACAUAGAUGGUUCUUAUCUCAAUGAUGUCUAGUUUUUGUCCUGAAAAUUGGCUAUAUAUUCAAACCAAAUAAAAUUGUAAAAAAAGUAUUAUACAUGUUCAUACCAGAUGACAAUAAUAACCAAAUAUACUUCAGACAAAACUGUUUUGAUUUAUUUAUGUUUUGCUGUCAAGAUACAUAUUCAGGUGUCAGUACAUGUAUACUGUAUUGUAAGAAAAAAAUAAUCCACACACUGUACACUAAUCAUUCACUGAUGAUUUAAUGUAGCAUUCAUUUUUCCAGGAACAAAUAAAAUGUUUUUAGGAAAUGUUA
This is a messenger RNA of Mytilus californianus (California mussel), 4557 nucleotides long. Its product is annotated as BRO1 domain-containing protein BROX-like. The record is from RefSeq and is a predicted model, not a curated record. The coding region runs from base 48 to 1307 and encodes 419 amino acids. NCBI's taxonomy places the organism in Eukaryota, Metazoa, Mollusca, Bivalvia, Mytilida, Mytilidae. The transcript has 11 exons.